Micropterus dolomieu (smallmouth bass) is the source of this 7599-nucleotide messenger RNA. It is a transcript of the gene dgkh, whose product is annotated as diacylglycerol kinase, eta. The transcript has 30 exons. Gene Ontology annotation, molecular function: protein binding; ATP-dependent diacylglycerol kinase activity. Bases 72 to 4022 code for a protein of 1316 amino acids. Lineage: Eukaryota; Metazoa; Chordata; Actinopteri; Centrarchiformes; Centrarchidae. Gene Ontology annotation, biological process: diacylglycerol metabolic process; lipid phosphorylation; intracellular signal transduction. The record is from RefSeq and is a predicted model, not a curated record.
CGUCCCCUAUGCGUUUACCAGCCCACACACUCCAGAAAACACAGCCGUCUUUAUCAUAGAGGCAGUGAGAGAUGACAGCGAGGAGAGACGCUUCCCAGCCGCGGAGCAGCUCUCGCCUCCAGGAGAGGAAGGGAGCGGCGGACCGGGCGAAGGCUAACCCCGAUUGGUUUUAUCCCUCCCUUCGACAGGAGCCGGAGAAAGGGCCGACGUCCGCUGCGGGGAUCCAUGCACAUGUGGUGGGGGCUGUCGCCGGCUCCGGUGCAGCGGACGAGUCCUCUGACAGCGAAGCAGAGCAAGAAGGCCCCCAGAAACUCAUCCGGAAAGUGUCCACCUCAGGACAGAUCAGGAGCAAGACGAGUAUAAAGGAGGGAUUGUUGCUGAAACAGACCAGCUCGUUCCAGAGGUGGAAAAAGCGCUACUUCAAGCUGAGAGGCCGAACUCUCUACUACGCCAAAGAUGCCAAAUCCGGCAGUGCCCUGGCACGCUGGCAGGAGCGGGCGCUGCGCAGAGUGUCCAGGAGUCGCGUGUGCUGGCGAGUUCUGUCUGUGUGCUGGACGGGCGCAAGACGCUCCCCCCCACCUCUGGGUGCCAGCGGAUCUGAGGAAGGCCUAGUGAGAAUUCGGUCCCUUAUCUUUGAUGAGGUGGAUCUAUCGGAUGCAAGCGUUGCAGAGUCCAGCACAAAGAAUGUCAACAACAGCUUCACAGUGAUCACUCCGUUCCGUAGGCUCAUCCUCUGUGCUGAGAACCGGAAAGAGAUGGAGGACUGGAUCAGUUCACUGAAGUCCGUCCAGUCCAGAGAACAUUACGAGACGGCACAGUUUAAUGUGGAACAUUUCUCAGGGAUGCACAACUGGUACGCCUGCUCCCAUGCACGGCCCACCUUUUGCAACGUCUGUAAAGAUAGCUUGUCUGGGGUCACGUCUCACGGCCUUUCCUGUGAAGUGUGCAAAUUCAAAGCCCAUAAACGCUGUGCUGUCAGAGCCACCAACAACUGUAAAUGGACCACCCUGGCUUCCAUAGGAAAGGAUAUUAUUGAGGAUGAGGAUGGGAUUGCUAUGCCUCACCAAUGGUUGGAAGGCAACCUGCCCGUCAGUGCCAAGUGUGCCGUGUGUGAUAAGACAUGUGGCAGCGUACUCAGACUGCAGGACUGGCGCUGCCUCUGGUGCAAAGCUAUGGUGCACACAGCCUGUAUGGACCUGUACCCUCGCAAGUGUCCUCUUGGCCAGUGCAAAGUCUCCAUCAUUCCCCCUACGGCGCUCAACAGCAUUGACUCCGAUGGCUUCUGGAAGGCCACCUGUCCACCAUCAUGUGCCAGUCCCCUCCUGGUCUUCGUCAAUUCCAAAAGUGGUGACAACCAGGGAGUGAAAUUUCUACGACGCUUUAAACAGCUCCUCAACCCGGCUCAAGUCUUUGACCUGGUCAACGGCGGGCCCCACCUUGGUCUACGCCUCUUUCAGAAGUUUGACAACUUCCGGAUCCUGGUGUGUGGAGGCGAUGGGAGUGUUGGCUGGGUCCUCUCAGAGAUUGACAAACUCAAUCUCCACAAACAGUGCCAGCUGGGGGUGUUGCCCUUGGGCACGGGCAAUGAUCUGGCACGGGUGCUGGGCUGGGGCCCAUCAUGUGACGAUGACACCCAGCUGCCCCAGACCCUGGAGAAGUUAGAGAGGGCCAGCACCAAGAUGCUGGACCGCUGGAGCAUCAUGACCUACGAGAUUAAGAUCCCACCCAAACACAGCUGCCCCACCACGCCUGAGGGAGCCGACAACUGCCAGUUUCACAUUUCAGCCUAUGAAGACUCAGUAGCUGCUCACCUCACAAAGAUCCUCAACUCUGAGCAGCAAACUGUGGUCAUCUCCUCUGCCAAGAUCCUAUAUGAAACAGUGAAGGAUUUUGUUGCCAAAGUGGGGAAAGCCUAUGAAAAAAGUACAGAGAACACUGAUGAGUGCGACACUAUGUCUCUCAAAUGUGCAAUCCUGAAUGAGAAACUGGACUCCCUCCUCCAUACCCUCAACACAGAGUGCCAGAUAGAGACAAUUCCCCACUCCACUCCGCCUAUCGUAGAGGAGGAGCAGGAGGAGGACGACGACGAAGAAGAGGAGGCCAGUGAGGAGAGCCUGACGGAGCUGAAGGAGAAGCUGGAGGAGCAUGAGACAGAGAAAGGAGGAGGAGGUUCCCCACACCAGCUGUUCAAAAGCAGGGAGCAGCUGAUGCUCAGGGCCAACAGUCUGAAGAAAGCCGUGCGACAGAUCAUAGAACAGGCUGAGAGAGUGGUUGAUGAGCAGAACACCCACACAGAUGAGACCGAGCUGCCAUCUCCCCUGGAGUUCAGGAAGGACAGCGAGGAAGAGAACAGAGACAGCGAGAAGGAUGAGGACACCAAAGAACUGGAAGCGCUGCCAUCUGCUAAAAGUCCCUGUUCUCCAACGGAGAGGAGGGUGAGCCGCAGCACUCAGUCCUGUGGCUCCUUCACCAUCACCUCCUUCACCACCAGCAAGGAGAACCUCCCUGUACUCAACACACGCAUCAUCUGCCCUGGCUUGCGGGCAGGUCUGGCUGCCUCCAUCGCUGGCAGCUCCAUCAUUAGCAAGAUGCUGCUGGCUAACAUCGACCCCUUCGGUGCCACACCCUUCAUCGACCCCGACCUCGACUCACUAGAGGGCUACAUGGAGAAGUGUGUGAUGAACAACUACUUUGGCAUCGGCCUGGAUGCCAAGAUCUCCCUGGAGUUCAACAACAAGCGAGAGGAGCAUCCAGAGAAAUGCAGGAGUCGUACAAAGAACAUGAUGUGGUAUGGUGUUUUGGGCACAAAGGAGCUUCUGCAGAGAACCUACAAGAACCUGGAGCAGAAGGUCCAGCUAGAGUGUGACGGCCAGUACAUCCCCCUGCCCAGCCUUCAGGGGAUCGCAGUGUUAAACAUUCCUAGCUACGCAGGCGGCACCAACUUCUGGGGCGGCACCAAGGAGGAUGAUAUCUUCUGUGCCCCAUCAUUUGAUGAUAAAAUCCUGGAAGUUGUAGCUGUGUUUGGGAGUAUGCAGAUGGCUGUGUCCAGAGUCAUCAAACUGCAACACCACCGCAUAGCACAGUGUCGAACAGUGAAGAUUACGAUCCUGGGAGAUGAAGGGGUUCCCAUUCAGGUGGAUGGUGAGGCCUGGAUCCAACCGCCUGGAGUCAUCAAGAUCCAGCACAAGAACAGAGCUCAGAUGCUAACCAGAGACCGGGCGUUUGAGAACACGUUGAAGUCAUGGGAGGACAAGUUGAAGUAUGAUAAGCCUCCUUUGCGGCCUCACCUCUACCCACAGCAGUCUGUGGACCUGGCUACAGAGGAGGAGGCCGCCCUGGUGCAGAUGUGCGCCCGAGCUGCAGAGGAGCUCAUUACAAGGAUAUGUGAGGCUGCGAAGACCAAUGGGCUUUUAGAGCAGGAGCUGGCUCAUGCUGUUAAUGCCGCAUCUCACGCCAUCAACAAAACACACCCAAAGUUCCCAGAGAGUCUGACCAGAAACACAGCUAUAGAGGUGGCCAGCACUGUCAAGGCUCUGUACAACGAGACAGAGUCACUUCUGUUGGGCCGUGUCUCUCUGCAACUGGAUCCACCAGAGGAGGAGCAGCUGUCCAGUGCUCUGCAGAGUGCAGAGGUGGAACUGGGCAAACUGGGAGAGAUCCCCUGGCUCUACCAUAUACUGCAGCCCAAUGAUGAGGAGGACCACUCUCUGGGUUACGGCAAGAGGAACAGUCGCAGCAGCAUGUUUCGCAUAGUGCCCAAGUUCAAGAAGGAGAAGGCCACCAAGAAGACGAGCCCUCAGUCAGUGGAGAGAUGGGGCACAGAGGAGGUGGGCGUCUGGCUGGAACAGCUGAGUCUGGGGGAGUACAGAGACACCUUCAUCCGACACGACAUCCGAGGUUCGGAGCUACUGCACCUGGAGAGGAGGGACCUGAAGGAUCUGGGGAUAUCGAAAGUGGGUCAUAUGAAGAGAAUUCUCCAGGGAACUAAGGACCUGGCCAAGGCCUCUAUGGUUGACCUCUAACCCGGACGCAGAUGCUACCGAAGAGGGGAAACAAACAUUCCCCUUACAUCAGUGGAAGAGAUUGGGAGCACCAUAGGCAGUGAAGGAGAAGACAGUUUUUCAAGGAAAGCUGGAUUUUAUCCCUCGGCUGAGAAAGCCUUUGUGAUGGGGUUAACAAGAUACAUUAGUGUGUUUGUGCUUCUGUGCCAAAAUGUUGAGAAAGCUGAUGGAAGUGCAAAAGGAAGUCAUGGAUCUUCACAAAAAAAGCCAUUUCUAAGUUAAUAACCACUCAUAGCACACAAUCAGGUAUGCGCCUAACCAUGCUGUUGACAGUUGACUUGCUGUCUAAGUUGUGACAAUAAACUAGUAGCAAAACUAGGACUUACAUGUGUGUGGGAUUAAGUUUCUGUUCAGUGCAGUAGUGUGUAGAAAUGCGAUGUCUGGAUCUUUGCCUCACAUCACAGAGCUGCAGAUGCAUUAAAGCAACCUUCGGGUUUUAGUAGUGCUGCUGUUCAGAGGAGACAGAGAAGAUACACUUGUAACGUCACAGUCUUGGUGGUAAUCUGGAAGGUGUGGUGUUUGAAAACAGUGGGAUACUGUCGCAUGCUAUGCUUGCUCAACUUUAAAUAUGUUUAAUUGCAUGAUUAGUGUCUUGAUUUCUUUGCGUGCAAAAUAACACUUGAACAAGUUUUACAUAACUUAAGUAUUACGAUGCCAUUUGUUACUACUGAAAGCAUCCUUUUCGGUCUAAAUCAAACUUUUUUCCUAGCUUUAAUUUAUUUUGUUUGCAUGAUAAUGAUUUGUCAAAGAUUUGUUUUAAGUGCCAUAUUUUCAGUUAUUUAGUUUAAAAUGUGCUUGAUUGAUAGACAUCAUAAGACGUUUUUUAAAAAAGCUGUUGAUGAGGUAUACAUAUAUGGAAUUAAUAUCUGUACGUUGACACGUUGUCUGUGGGUGGAAAAUCAGUACCAAAGUGAAUGUCCAAGAAAAUGACUCAUAUGAUGACUUUCUUCCGAUCUCACCACUUAAUUUGAAAAGCCACUAGGUCUUAGGUGUUAAUUCCAAUUAAGGUGGGAAAAAGGUUAGUAUUAGUCAGGAAGAAAGUAAAAUUGUUGGUCUGAAGCCAAUCACAAAUACUGUAGGGUUGUUUUUUUAAGAAAUACUUAAAAGGCACUUUUUACUUCUUGCUUUAUGCAAGUGCAAAGCCUCAUAUCAUUACAUAGAAUUAACAGUUCACCUCAACUUUUUAACUUUUGGCAAUUUAACACAGUAUUUAACAAUAAUGAGAAUAGGAGUUAGAUAUUGGUUUGUAAUAGAGCAGUUGAUCUGCAGCCUGCAUAGCAUUGUUCAAGCGCAGCUUUUUUCCCUUCAAAUUACAAGUGAGAUGUUGUUAGAACAGUACUUUUACUUGUUAGUUUCUUUUAAGACUGGUGGCAUUACAGGGUAUAUUUCUAUAUGUGAUGCUAAGUUUGUAUAUAUAUAUAUAUGCACUGUAUAUACAGUAUACCAGUGUAUGCAAACAAUGUUUCUAAGUGUUGUAGUCUAAUGCGUUUGUAGAUUGCUGACAUGGCAUGCAUUGUCAACAGCUUACACAUUUGAUUGUGUAUAUUACACCAUAACAAUUGUGUAUUGUUGAAUCUCUUGUACAUGAUAAUGCUGUUGUAUUCUAAUGAUGGUGCAAUAUUUUAUCUCUUGUUUUGAUACUGUCUUUGCAGCUUUCCAACAUGAUGUUUCUCAGUGGGGAAAAAACAACAACCUCGAAAUAGUUUUUUGUACAUGUACUCCUCCUCAAGGUUUGGGGAUUAGAUUUUAAAAGUUAGACACAUAGACAGACUGGUUUUUCUUACGGACUCCAAAUUUCUUCCAGCAGUUCACUAGUUUGUAGUUUUGCUCCUUUGUGCUUCCAAGAUGAUACACUAAAGUAGGACUGUGUCAAUGAAUGAGUAGAAUAAGCAGGCAUGACUGUUGUGUCAAUAUAAUGUAUGGAUCGCAAUGUGUUUGUGUGUGUCUACUACAACAAUCGCAUAUUGUACCUUAUCUGCAGGUAUAUAAUUACCAUUGCCAACUAAUUUUAACUCUAAUCAUUUAGUUUUUCCCCUUUGAAAAAUAAUUUGUCGCUUGUAUGUUGUUUUUAAUUCUACCUUUUUCCCUCUCAGAGUAAUGUGUUGUUUGCUAAGAAUUUGUUUAAAAACCUACUCUACCUACUUUUUUUUUUUUUUUUUUACCGACUAUCGAGUACUAGAAUUUAACAAGGCGCACAACUUUUCACCAUUCAUCAAAAUAUAUAUAUAUAGAAUGUGAGUGAAUCAGGGGCUGAAUUCACAGUAGUCAUGUAUUGUCUCUAAUAUCCCAUAAGAGGGCGACCUAUUACAUCUGACUUCUCCACGGUCCCUGAGUCACAUCAGACAGCACGAUUUUACAGUCUCUUAUGCUAUCAGUUGUCAGACUACUUUUUUUAACAUAUUGUAGUGUUGCUCAUUGGCAUGCAGUAAUCAAUAAGCGUAAAUCAAAUGCCAAUCUAAGAUAAAUUGUUAUUGGUCAUCCUUUAACUAGCCAAAGAUAGUCAUUAUUUACGAAGAACCACGAAAUUUUAAACAUCAGAGAUUCUGUCCCAUUUUGUUGCACAUUUGUCUGACUGAAGAUCAUUUCGUCUCAUGGACAGAAGUUUUCUUUUUAUUCAUUUAGUAUAUCAGAUUCAUUGUUAACUAUUUGAUGACAGUUGGCCUUUCUGGAUAUAGGUUUUUGUCUAAGUUGAAGCCUUUCUGUUAGUAUGUGCUUUAAAUGGAGCAGUAUAAUAGAACUGCUGUUCGCUGCCUUGUUCCUGCAGUGCUCAUUAAGUUUUGCCUCACAUCCAUUUAAUCUCCAUCAUGUCAGUUACCGAACAGAAUCCAUUAAUACUGUUGCAGCUCCUGUGUUGUGUCGGUCUAUGUUUAUGUUCUCUGUGCGGUCAAAGUGUCUGCUGGGUUCUCUAAAUCUUAAGUGUUUUGGCCCCAGACUCCAGGCAAGAGAAUGCUUGACCUUUCCAUACAAAGUGGAAGUAGCCACCUUUCUCCCUUGCUGUGUUUUCCAGUGGUCUGUAAAUAAUGCUGCAAACUGCCUGGUUUUCAAAACCAAACAAAAACCCAUGCAAGGAUCUGUAAAAGACAGGAUGAGAUAUAGUCUUUGACAUAGUUCCUAAAGUGAUGGGAGAAAAGUGAGUUUCAUUUGUUUACAUUAUGUUUACAAUGGCACAGUUUUCAUUUUUAAGAAUAUAUAUGUAGGUAUAAACAAUAUUUGCAUAUUUAUUGCCUAAGGUUAAAUGAUAAUGUGUAUCGUGUUUUCACAUUUGGAAUAUAAUGUUACAGUUGUCACCUGUGUUAAUAUCUGGAUGAUUUUGGUAAAGUAGUUGAUAAUUUUUAUGACUACUAAGUGACUGUUUUCUGUGCCUUUUUAUGGUUAGAAUGCAUGGUAAACUAUUUAUUACAAUUUGAAGUCACUGAGAUGUGUAUUUUUGUAUUCUGAAUAAAUAAAUGGUCCAGUUUUUGUUGUACAUUUUUAAGGUGCCUUAAAAUAGGCUACCUAUUCAUAUCUCUCUUCUUCAAUAAAACCAAAUACAUAUGCA